AUGACGGAAGCGAUUGCAGACCAAGGGAAGCAAAAAAAUGAUAAAUUGCAGAAACACGAAGCAGUAAAAGAUGAGAAAGCAGAAGAAAAAGGAAAAGAAGCAUUUCAAUCAGCAGCUGAUAAAAUCGCGGAACAGAAUUCAUCAUUAUCAUUGGGGCAGGCUGGUGUAGUCCAUAAUGAUAAUGUUCAAACCAUUGACGACUUCAAGAAUCUCAUGUAUAAGAUGCAAGAAACGCGACGUACGAUAGUUUUUGCAUUGUUAAAUGAAAAAAAUUUGAAGCAAGAUGAUGUUGAAAUAUUAAAACGGGCUUAUGCAAGGCUAACUGACAGUCAGACUCAUUCGUUCCAGCGUGAAAUGUGUACACUUACAACAAAAUUGAGUAUGAAUAUCAGAGAUGAAACGAGAGGUCUUGAAAAAGACUUAAAAUAUCUCGAUAAGUUGACAAAUAUUCGAAAAGAACAACCAUAUUUAUCAUGGUCAGUGAUAAUGUCCCGAGUUGAUUUAAUUUCAAUUCUUGCAAAUUACCAUCCAGAGAGCAGAGAAAAAUUUGUGGAUGAAUAUAAAAAUGCUGUGAAAUUCCUUCGCACAUUUAUUACUUUGGAUGCGACUACCGAUAAGAAACCAAUAUUUGUCACGGAUUGGGAUGGUACAAUGAAAGAUUAUUGUUCACAAUAUGCAACAAAUCUUCAACCUGUGUACAGUGCAGUUGGAAUGACUCGAUUCGCAGGUUGUUUUACCCGUAUAAGCGCGGUAUUAACAGCAGGCCCACUACGAGGUCCAGGUAUACUCGAUUUAACAGCUAUGCCAAUUGAUGGUCCUGUGAUGUUCAGCGGCUCUUGGGGUCGUGAAUGGUGGCUUUCUGGAAAACGUGUUGUACACGAAGAUGGCAUUACGGAUGAAGGUUUCAAUGCAUUGCAACGCUUGGACGACGAGGCAUGUCUUCAUGAAUUGCUUGAUAUGAAGGAUUUGCUGCAUUCAUCGGAUUAUGCUUCAUUUGCACUCGUUGGAAGUGGUGUGCAACGAAAGGUAGAUCGAUUAACAUUAGGUGUCCAAACUGUUUGCCAUCACGUAACUUCCGAAUUGUCCAACAGAUAUCAGAUGGCUGUGAAGGAGCGGAUACACCGUGUGGAUCCUAAUAGUCGAAUCUUGGUAUUUGAUCCAUCCACGGAAUUAGAAGUUGAAGUAGUUGCACACAGUUCGGGAAUCAUAUGGAAUAAAGCCGAUGGAGUAGACCGUUUAAUAAAAAGUUUGGGUGAUUCACUGAAGGCACCAGGAAAGAUUUUGAUUUGUGGCGACACUCUAUCUGAUAUUCCUAUGGUUCGACAAGCAGCGAAGGAAAAUCCGAGCGGUGUAAUGGCGAUUUUUGUUGGUGCGAAAAUGUCAUUACGUGAAGAAGUGAAGCAGCUCAUUGGUGACGAAAGUCGUUGUUGUUUUGUAUCCUGUCCAGAUGUCAUACAUGCGGCAAUGUCACAAAUUCUGAACGAGCAGUGUCAGUGA
Molecule: messenger RNA, 1497 nt
Organism: Acanthocheilonema viteae
Lineage: Eukaryota; Metazoa; Nematoda; Chromadorea; Rhabditida; Onchocercidae
Source: the annotation of a GenBank genome assembly